Molecule: messenger RNA, 1807 nt
Organism: Trichogramma pretiosum
Lineage: Eukaryota; Metazoa; Arthropoda; Insecta; Hymenoptera; Trichogrammatidae
Product: CTL-like protein 2
Exons: 6
Coding region: 248-1687 (479 amino acids)
Biological process (GO): transmembrane transport
Cellular component (GO): membrane
Molecular function (GO): transmembrane transporter activity
Source: RefSeq, a predicted model, not a curated record
UUUUCUCAGUCGCGAAGUUAUGAACGACGCGUUAUAACGUUAUACAUAGCGCAUCGAGAAAAACGUAAUAUCGUGGAAACGCAGUAUCGCGCGAGAUAUUGACAUCGAAGCUGCGACAAUUGUAUACUUUUGGUGCUUCAACGUCGAUCUCGCCAUGAGUCGCUUGUGAUAUAUCGUAUAUUAUAGCUUUUGCCAAAGUUUCGCCAAGUGUAAGUGCUGAGCGUUUACUAAUGAACGAGUCCGCAAAAUGGAGAGUGACACAUUACUGCUGGUCAACGAAAGGCCGGGAAUGCCCAACAUCCUCGGCAAGGGACGGCGCAUUACCGAUUCGACCUACAUCUAUACCCUGACGAUCACCGUCUGCUUCUGGAUUGCCCUGCUGAUAUUCGCUCGAGUGACCGGCAACAGCGAUAAAAUACUGUCGGAGGAUUUAUCGGCAAAAAUCGUCGCUACGCUCACCGUAUCCAGAAUUUUCACGAUAAUCGGCUUCACGCUCGUGGCGGGACUGUGCUGCCUCGCUUACGUGGCGAUCUUGCGCAAGGUCGGCCACUUCGUCAGCCUCGUGUUUGGCGUUUCCUGGCUGCCCUUCGUCGCCAGCGUCAUCUUCCUCGCCACCUGGCCGAAUUUCUUCACCCUCUACGGCCUGCUGACGACCCUCUGCAGCGCCAUCAUCACCCAGGUGCUAAUACACUCGGAAUGGUUCUAUCUGCCGGAAGCCAUAAUACGAGAGACAUGCAGAUUUCUCAGGGCCAACGGUCGUUUGGUCAUGUUCUCGCUGAUGUGGUACAAGCUGUGCCUGCUCGUGGUCACCCUCGGCACUUUCGGCCACCUCUACCUUCAGACCUUGACCGUGCUCGACGAGGACGGCCUCGAGGAGUUGCCGAUCUACGUCAAGGUGCUGACUCUGCUCAACGUCAUGAUCACGCAUUGGGUCACCUGGGUGUUUCUCAACUUCGGCCAGAUGGUCAUUGCCGGGACGAUGGCCACUCGUUUCUGGGCCUCGAGGAACGACAAAGCGGUGGAGCCAGCCGAAGCCGAUAAUAGAAAUAAAAACGUCGUCGGCGAGUGCUUCAAGCUCGUCGGCAAGUAUCACAUAGGCACGGCUGCCAAUGGCGCCUGGAUAUUCGGCACUUUCUACAGCCUCAUGACGCUCGCUCGUGUGCUCGAGGAAAAGCUGAGGGAGAACCGGCGCAACAAGAAGCUCUGGUGGCUCGUCGUGGCGAAUCUCUUCGACGCGGUGGUGCUGCGCUUCACCAUGUGCAGCGCCGUGAGCGUGUGCGCGAUACACGCCCAAAACUACGAGAAGUCCGUGGCUAUAGCCGUGGGCCAUCUGACCAGACACACGAGAAAGUGUCUUCUCAUCGCCAAGAUGACCGAGUGGAUCCUCCUGAUCGGCACGAUGACCAUCUACUUCCUCCUUCUCAUACUCACUCUGGGCUCGGUCGAUCCGGAAAUCGACCCGGAGGAGUUCAACGUGAUCGUCGCUUUCAUCGCCGCGGGCUCGCUCAUGUUCAUUCUGCCGACUUUCGCCAUGCUCUCGACGGGCUUCAACGCGCUGCUGCUCUGCAUCCUCGAGGACGAGGACUUGAACGACGGCAGCCCCGACAAACCCUACAGAAUGAACGAGGAGCUGCGCGAAGCCAUGGCCAGAUCGGGACCCCCCACCUGGUAUCGACAAUGUUAUUGAGAAUAAUGUUACGAUGUAGUCGAAUUGUGCUAUUGUUGUAUUAACGACGUUCUUAUUGAAAUUUCAUGUAAUAACGAUCGAUUAUUAUUUGUAUUGUAUAAAACUGUUUUCUAACUCGUA